Limulus polyphemus (Atlantic horseshoe crab) is the source of this 7769-nucleotide messenger RNA. Its product is annotated as rap1 GTPase-activating protein 1-like. Gene Ontology annotation, molecular function: GTPase activator activity. Lineage: Eukaryota; Metazoa; Arthropoda; Merostomata; Xiphosura; Limulidae. The record is from RefSeq and is a predicted model, not a curated record. Gene Ontology annotation, biological process: activation of GTPase activity; regulation of small GTPase mediated signal transduction. The transcript is spliced from 16 exons. Bases 153 to 1991 code for a protein of 612 amino acids. Gene Ontology annotation, cellular component: cytoplasm.
CCCAGGAUCUGUUCGAAUUGCUAGAGAAACUACAAACAAGUCGACUAGACGACCAGAGGUGUGUUUUGCCACCAGUUCCAAAUUCAUCACGGAAGAAGAAAAGCGAUCAAGACCUGUUGAAUGAGUUUCUUCGUCAUCCUCAACCAUACCCAAUGAUAGUUAUUCCUCCAUCAGGCGGCUAUUGGGUUGAUGGCACAAACCACGAAUACCAACUGGACUCGGAGGGAAACUCUGUUACCCCUGAGUACAUGUGGUCUCCUCGACUUGAGCUUGAUGAUACCCCAAGUAUUUACCGCAAGAUAUUUCUGGGCACAGAUCACUUCAACUUCACUGCCAUUGAUCCUAACGUUGGACACUUAGUGAUGUCAUUAAAAGUAGAAAAUAAAGCAGAAAAUGGUCGUGUCUGGAUUCUACUAAGAACAAGACGAGGUUUGUUACAUGAUAUUCUACCAAGCAGUUUAUUGGGAGAAAACUUCAGUGCAGGCCAGCUUGCCAAGCUUCUUUGCGAUCAGAUUAUAACAGAAAGAUUCCAACCAGUAACAUUUCCAAAGGCUUCAGAAAUGCUCACUGCUUAUGAUGAGCACGUUUUGGUCAAUACUUUCAAAUUUGGUGUCAUUUACCAAAGGCAUGCCCAGACAACUGAAGAAGAGCUGUUUGGGAAUGUUAGUCACAGUCCUGCUAUGGAUGAAUUUCUAAAUAUGUUAGGACACCACAUCAAACUAAAGGAUUUCCAGGGCUUUCGAGGUGGUCUUGACACCCAUUAUGGCCAGACUGGCAAAGAGUCCAUAUAUACCCAGUUUCAAGGGUGUGAAAUCAUGUUUCAUGUCUCUACACUUCUUCCCUACACUGAAGGGGAUACUCAACAGCUUCAAAGAAAGAGACACAUUGGGAAUGACAUUGUAGCCAUUAUAUUCCAGGACUCCAACACUCCUUUUUCCCCCACCAUUAUAGCGUCUAAUUUUCUACAUGCUUAUAUUGUUGUUGAGGCUCUUGAACCUGAGUCACCUCAGACAAGAUACAAGGUUUCAGUUACAGCAAAAGACGAUGUUCCAUUUUUUGGUCCACCUCUACCACAGCCUGCUGUUUUUACCAAAGGAAAUCGGUUUCGAGAAUUUCUUCUUGCUAAGCUUAUCAAUGCCGAGCAUGCAUGCUACAAGUCAGAAAAGUUUGCGAAACUGGAGGAUCGAACAAGAACCUCUCUUCUACAAUCCCUCCAUGAUGGUCUUGUACAGAAGACUCAAGAAUUCUGUGGAACAGGACCCUGUUUUGAAAACAACAAAACUGAUGUUAAUGGUACAAGCUCACGUUUCUUUGACUCUGUUCGGAAGGCCUUGACUGGAAGAUCCAGAAGUCAGUCGAUAGAGUCCAAUCUUUCCAAUGUUACACCUAAACGGUCCUCAACUAGUGUUAGUAGUAGUAACACAACAUUUGGGGACUUAACUCCUACAAGUAUCAAAGGUUCAGGUUCAAUAAAGUAUUGGUAUCAGAGAUCCCCUUCCCAAGGAUCUACACACAGUCGAAACAAUGACAGCAUAUCUGUUGGAGCCCAAGAGAGAUCAGGCAGUGGACCUAACACACCAAUGUCAAGCCCCGAGACCCCACCUCUGGCACAGCACGUUGCCUGCGAGUCUGACUCAUCCAGUAUCAACAGUCUGGAGUUAGAACGUACUUCCGCAAAUUCAGAAGACUCUUGUAGAGGUGCUGAUAGUGGGAAUUUGAACACCGUCCAGUCUUGUUCUGUUUGCACAGAGAGCUGUAGGUCACAGAGGCCCAGUUGUCAAGCUAUGCAAAAGCAGAUUGAAUCCCUGAAAUUGGAAGUAGUUAAGCUGAAAACAGAUAAACUAGAGCUUCUCAGGCAAAAUAUGACUAGCCAGCGAGAUGUAAAGAAGUUAAAAGAAAAAGAGGUACGACUAACUACAGAACUUUCCUUGACCAAACGGGAACUGUUCAGGUUACAAGCAGCACACACUGAAGCAUUAGCUAGCAUUUAAUUCUCCAGUCACUACUGUAGUUGUCGUUAACAUAGUAUGUGAUCUGUGCCAAGUGAAGUAGAAGGCCCGAGCACUGCUACGUCAGGAUAAGCAAGUAAAAGGACAGUUAAGACGAAUUACAGCUGCAGUGUCAGUAUUGGUGUCAAGCAGACUGCAGGACUUAUUCUGAAUAAGAUCCAGAUGUUUGCAGUAUUAGUGUUCUAAUAGUCACUGUCUAGGUGUCUCACUGAAGGUUUGAAAGUGAGUCUUUUCAACAAGGUUUAGAUGGAGUUUCUCCUGUUAAUGUCUUGUAGUUAACUCUACUAAAGUCAAGUAAACAUUGUUCCCAUAACACUUGUUUUAGACAAGUUAAAAAUAAUCUCUAGUUUCUGAUCACAGAAUACAUGAGAAAGUCAUUUGUAUCUUAAAUGAGUGACACUAUCUUCACCAGUUAUUCUGAUUUAUAUGCUAUAAAAUAGCAUAUUCCACUGAAUAAAUACAGCUCGAAAAUCAAAUAUUUUAUAAAUUAAACAGCCACAUACAGGACAGAAUAUGAACUUGUGGUAGGCCUACCACAAAUUUAGUACUGAACAUGACAAAGUGUUUAAAGUACAAGGAUGAAGGGGGGGGGGCAAUUUUAACAGGCUUUUGUUUUAAAUAUGAAAUACUGGUGUGAGUGUCGAUAAGAAACUAAAGAUUAUUUUGAAAUAACCUUAGAAAAGGAGUAAUUUAGGAGUUCUUCAUUAAGUUUUGUGAUCAUACACUAUCAAACAGACACAGAUUUGCAAAGGUACUUUUUCAUAUCACAGCCCCAAUGUACACCAGUGCAAGUUGAACUGAUAUGGAAACUUCCAACAUAUAAUACCUACUUCCUUUAACUCUGCCGUUACAACUACUUCAGGGCAGAGACGUUAUACCACAGCAAUUAUCUGUAUCAUACUAUUUUAUAUCUCUAAUACUGAAAAACUGCUUUGGAUGAUGUCAUUUCCUUCCAGCAGAAACAAAAAUGAUUAGUAACUUCAUAAUGAUGCAUAUUCAGAUAUUGGUAGCAAUAAAAAUUAAAGUAUAAGAAAACGCAUCAAAGAAACUGUUUUGCUCUAUGCUGAAGAUAUGAAUUUUGGGCAACAGUUUAAAUGCACAAGAAAAACUAAAGCUGUCAGUUGUUUUGCAGUUGUUGUUUUUUUUAAUCUGCCUCGUAUAUAAUUAGCCUUAUAUAUCUCAAUAUUUUCCAUCAAUGUGUGUGUUACAUGUCAAUCAUAAAAUGAUCUCUUUUUUUUUUGGAAGAUUUUGAUAUAGUUCCUGUUUCCUUGCAAGUUAAUUAUUUACGUGUAGUGCAAAUAAUUAUUUUCAGAUAGCAUACACAGAGGUAAAAAUGUAGUAUGAAAAAAAAAAAAACGUAAGUUGGUCCAAAUUAAUAUUAUUAACUACAACCAUUAAAGAAAAUGCAUCAUUUACGCAUUUUUUUUAACAGUCUGAGUAAGACAGUCCUAAAUUUUUCCAGUCAAUCUUCUCCAUUGAAAAAUUAUGAUAAAAGAAGAAAACAAAAUACCCAAAAAUACAAAAUACUACUGUUAACAACAAAAAAAAACACUUCAGAUUUUCCAUUUUUACUUGCUUGAAAUUACAGUCGUGAUAUAUUUUCGUCAAGCUUAGUGAAUGAAUCGUGCAAAUAAAUUACCAACAUUCAAAGAUUAUUAUCUAUCAGUCUGCAAACUCAUGUUUAUAGUCUAAUACUAGUUUAUCUUAACAUCAGUUAUACAGAAAAAGAUCUUGAGCCCAAAGGCUGAUAGGAGCCACCUUUGGCCCUAAAAUUUAUUCAUGUAUGUAAAAAGAAACAUUUCGUGUACUGAAGCUAGAACUUAUAGUUUCGUGCUGUUUUGAUCAUAUUUUAAUUAUGUUUUGUUUGUUUCAUUAACAGGCUUAUACAAAAACCGAUUAAUAGAUAUAAAAAUCCACAACCUAUGUUAAAAUGUGAAGAUGGAUGUAAUGUUUAUUAUGCACUUUUCAAGUAAUGGUAAUUAGUUAUUCCAAAGAUUACAUUAUGUAAUGUCAUGUGUGAGUUGAAGGAAAUGAUGAUAUAAUUUAUUAGCAGAUGUACUUUAACAAAAUUCAAUGUUAAACAUACAUAUAAAACACAAGGAAAUGGAGACAGCAGUGCUUGUUUAUAUGCCACUUCUUUAGCUUACAGUACAACAGUUACUACCUUUCCUCCCACACUGUUAUAACCAAGAUGGUAAAUAUUACAUGGUUUUUAAUUGGAUUUCAAAGUUAUAAACCUAACACUUUGAAUAAAAUGAUGUUAAAAAACUUCAAUUAAAACAUUUUCUUUUAAUUAAGCCAUUCUAAAUUUUCCAUCAUUUUUUUGUCAGAAACCUAUAUUUACAUAUAUAUUAAACCUGUAAAACUCUUACAAUCCCAGAAACUUCUGACAAUGUUUUAUUUUAAAGAUCCUGGAGGAAUUUUAUUACUGAAAUAUUGGUAUAUUCUUUUCAAAGUAAAUGCUCUACUAUCUAACUAAAAACUAGUUUUAUUUUCAAACCAAAUUUAUGAUUUGUCAGGUUUUGAAUAUGGGCUGGGAUUCUUUUAUAGUAGGUGUCUGUGACUUGUUGGCAAUAAAUGUCAACAAUAAACAGACAGUACACAGUCCACUUGUUUUAAAAUAAAAUAUUCCAAAAAAGUUAAACGUAUGUACUAAACUUUGUUACACUAAUGUUUAUCACAAUUGUAGCUAAAGCUUUAAAUAAUUCUCAGUUAUUUUAGAACCCAAUUGACAAGACAAAUUAUUUUUCUUCACUUUGUAUUUUACUGCGCAAUCCGCGAUAAAUUCACUUAUGUUACCCUGUGUGUUACCACAGUUGCAUCCAGAACUUUAGAUAAUUGUCUCCCUUUUUGUCAAAGUCCACACAGGUGUGUUCAAUUACCUUAGAACCCCAUUCACAAACUGAAUUACAUUCCUUUAUUACAAUACCACUGUGAAACACACUUUAAAUAUUGCCCAUCAUGGCUAAACUAACAAUCAUAACUUCUUUAGAAAUUGCUCAUCGUGGCUAAACUGCCAAUCACUCAGUCUAGAUCUGUAUUAAUUAUCUCUCACUUAACUUGCUUUCUUUCUGUAUCUGCACAUAUUUUUAACACGCAAUAGAAAAAUCUAGCCCACUAGUGACAAAAUAUUACACAUAAUGAGAAAACAUAGAAGCUUUGAGUAAGAUAACAUCAACAGUAUUAUAAAAACCUAGUGCAAUAAUUAAACUACAUACACAACGUACGACUCAUAAGGAGCUAUGUAACAAAACGUUUUAUAACUAUUGCUUUUAAAAUAAUUAACUUUUAACACUCUUGUUAUGAAAACUAAAUAAUAACUCUUAAACUAAACAGUCUUGUAUAUUUAACACCAUUGCUUCCAUACUAUUAGCUUAUCCACAGUUGGUCUUAGCAGCAUCUGUUUUCAAAUGUAAAUAUAUUUUUGGCUUUACGUUAUGAAAAGAGUGUCUACUUGUUCAUUAAUUAAAGCAUGGGAACAGGAUGGUCAAUAAAAAUCAGUUAAAUUACCAUAAAUAAGUGAGCUAUUAUCACUAAGUCUACACUAAUAUGUUGUGUUUGUUCCAUGUUAUAUUUUGACAACCAGAUGGUCACACUGUGGAUUAGUUACUCUUACAAAGUUGCUAAUAACUAUUUAUGGUCAAGUUAUGGAAAGCAUUCCAUGUAUGCUGUACAUUACAAAAGUAUUCUAAGCUCAUGCACAUUAACACGUACGUUUCUGGUUACUUAGAUACCACAACGUUGUCUCACAAAUGUUUAGCUUUAAGUUCAGAGGUCUUAUUUCCUAACAAUUAUACAAAGCUUGUAAUCGUACCACAAGUACACUAACAGCUUGAUCUGAUUGGCAUUUUACCUUCUUACAAAUGAGUUAUACAAUUAAAACCGUUAUCUCGAUUCUGUACUACAUUAAUCUAAAAAAGCUGGCUGCAAGUGUGUGUAAUGAAAUUCAACAACAAUUAAUUUAUAUUUAAUAUAAACAAUUGAUAUUAUUAUUUAAGGUUGAAUUUGAAAUGUAAAGUUGUGUUUUAAAGAAUGCCAAAUAUUUCCUCAGAAAGUAAUAGUUCAGCAAGCAUGUAAUUUGACUUUCCAGCAGAUCUGAGGAAAUCCUCCCUGGCAUUUUGUGGCUGUGAAACAUAUACAGGAGGUUUAUUUCCACAGGGCUGAGAGAGCUCCCUUAAACUCAAAUCCCCUCCCCCUAGAUGUUUUGCAAAUUUGAUGUUUGCAUUUACAGAUUACAACUUUUGGUGUGGAAAAGAUAGGUGCCCUUAAAAAUGUACCAUUUUAGAUUUACUUGUAAAAACUUCUGGAGAAUACAACCACAUCAGUCACUAAAACCACUACAUACUUCUACCCCACCACUGACACCAGAUUUUCUCCUCGAACUUGUGCCAGUGUGAUCAUUACACUGAAAACAUAAAGUACAACAAGAAAUAAUUCCGUCAUCAGAAAGAUACGCCUAAAAUUAUUUUCCUUCAAUUUACUAAUUUUUCCUGUGAGUAACGGAACACAUUCGUACGUUAUAUAAAAAUAAAACUGCUUCCAAAUAACUCGAGUAUUUAAUGUUACAACCACCUCACCUUCCCUAAUAUGAGGCAUCAAUUACUUAAGUUUAAUGGACUGGUCUGACAAACCAAGUCAUUAAAACCAAAUUUCAACUAGAUGUAGUAACAUAAAAGAAGAUAAGAUUAGGUUCCACCAGUUGUCAUUUGCUAUAAUAAAAUAGCAAUGUGAAAUAUUGUGAUUGGCUUGCUAGGAGUUUGGUGCCACCACAGAGUUAAUUUUCUAGUCAGGUUCACCAAGUAAGUGUGACACUAACAUGCUGUUUAAACAGUAAAUUUCUAAUAAACUGGUAAUAUAACAUGUUUGAUCUAUACAUUUGAUUUGUGGGUAUUAAAUGUAUAUACUGGCAAGAGCACUUUAAUUCCCAUAGAUCAAAUAUGUCAAUGUCUCCUUUACCAAAAGGUAAACUACAGUGUGUUCUUUGUGAACGUCAUAUUCUAAAAAAAAUGUAUUCAUUCUCUGGCUUUAUUGGAGAUGGAGUAUUUUUUUAAACACGAAUAGUUAGACCUUAACAUUAACUUUUUAAGAGCUGCAUUUUUCAGUACAACAUAAGUCUGACACUAGUCACAUUGUUUACUACAAGUUAAGUAAACGCCCAACUUAUAAAAAAAUCACAAUCAUUAUCUUGUCACAUAUAUGAUGUUAAUAGCACUUGUCAUGUUGUGUGGUCAAAACAUAUUCUGGAAAGUUUGGGAUGUAUUUUGAUGUAUCUAUUGCUUAGCCUUAAAUCAUGUGGUAGAAAUUUGAAUGAUUAUUCAAAAAACAAGAAAAGUGGACUUUUUUUUUUCAUGGAUUAUUUAAGAUGCAGAUAAUUUAUUGCUUAAUUUUGUCUUUUCCUAUUUAUUGGACUACUAUUUUUCUUUCUGUGCAGUCCUGAAAUCUAUACACAUGGGAAAUAAAGAAGCUCUUUCUGUUAUAUGAAAAAAAUUUUAUGUUGUUAUAAACUUAAGUGGUUGGCUAACUUUUACAUGUUGGUGGUGGGAGGGAAAGGCAGUGUAGGAAACAAUCGUAUAUAAACAGUUGGAAGAAGUUUCUGAAUUAGAAUAUUUUCAAAAACAUCUGAUGUUUCAAUGUUUACAAGGCGAUCCUCUAAGUUUUACAAAUUAUAGACAGUUACAACAGUAAAAUAUUGUGUAUAUAUUCAUUCACAUGUGUAAUGAAUUGUACAGUUUUUGUUUAAAUUAGUCUGCAUACUAGUUU